Pelodiscus sinensis (Chinese soft-shelled turtle) is the source of this 936-nucleotide messenger RNA. Its product is annotated as olfactory receptor 51G2-like. The record is from RefSeq and is a predicted model, not a curated record. NCBI's taxonomy places the organism in Eukaryota, Metazoa, Chordata, Testudines, Trionychidae. Gene Ontology annotation, molecular function: G protein-coupled receptor activity; olfactory receptor activity. Gene Ontology annotation, biological process: G protein-coupled receptor signaling pathway. Gene Ontology annotation, cellular component: plasma membrane.
AUGUCAGCUGUCAAUGACACCAAAUUCAUCUCCACAUCGUUCCUUCUCACUGGGAUUCCUGGGCAGGAAGACAUCCAUCUCUGGGUCUCUAUCCCCAUUGGCUUCAUGUAUGUUAUUUCGAUAGUAGGCAAUUCAGUCAUUCUGUUCAUUAUAAAAACAGAUCCAACCCUCCAUGAGCCCAUGUACAUUUUCCUUUCCAUGUUGGCCAUCAUUGACCUUGGCUUAUCGAUAUCCACCAUUCCGACAAUACUGGGCGUGUUCUUGUUUAACUCUAGAGUGAUCAACCUCGAUGGCUGUUUUGCCCAGCUGUUCUUCAUCCACUCAUUUCAAUUCACUGAAUCUUCCAUACUGUUGUUAAUGGCCUUUGACCGCUUUGUUGCAAUUCGUGACCCUUUGAGAUAUGCGUCUAUCUUGACCCUUCCGAGAAUAACAAAGUUGGGGUUUGUGUUUGUGCUAAGAGGGGUGGCUGUAGUAUUCCCAUUCCCCCUUCUCCUAAAACGGUACCGAUACUGUCGAGACAAUGUCCUCUCCCAUUCCUAUUGCCUGCACCAGGAGGUCAUGACGAUGGCUUGUGCAGAUAUUACAGUCAACAGCAUCUAUGGCUUGGUAGUUACCCUUUUAACGGUGGGGUUGGAUGCGCUCGUCAUCUUCUUCUCUUACGUGAUGAUCCUCAAAACAGUGUUGAGCAUCGCGUCCCAUGCGGAGAGCCUCAGGGCCCUGAACACCUGCGUCUCCCACCUCUGCGCUGUCUUGCUCUUCUAUGUACCAGAGCUUGGCCUAACUGUGAUACACAGAUUCUGGAAGGGCUCUUCUCCCUUGCUGCAGAUUCUUCUGGGCUACAUUUCCCUGCUAGUCCCGCCCUUGCUUAAUCCAAUCGUGUACAGUGUGAAAAGCAAACACCUUCGUGAAAGGGUAAUCAGGGCAUUUGUCAGGUAA